Messenger RNA from Amphimedon queenslandica, 4053 nucleotides. RefSeq lists its product as uncharacterized. The transcript has 2 exons. Lineage: Eukaryota; Metazoa; Porifera; Demospongiae; Haplosclerida; Niphatidae. The coding region runs from base 4 to 3687 and encodes 1227 amino acids. The record is from RefSeq and is a predicted model, not a curated record.
AUCAUGUCAAUUUUCAUCUUCAUUCUGAUCCUACUCCACUUACAAGUUGUGGUACCAGUUAAUGUUAAUUUGGAUAAUGGUACUGACUCUUCUAGUUGUUUGGAUGGUUCUGUUCCUUGCAAAACGCUGUCGUUUGUACUGGAGAGAAUACAAACUAGAAGUUCAAUCCUUGUCCACUUGUCUGAAGGUAACCAUACUUUAUCAUUAGAAGCUACAAUGAACUAUAAAAUAAGUUUUAGAUUAAUGGGUCUUCAGACCAAUACUACAAUAGUACAAUGUACUAAAGGCAGUGGGUUUAGUUUUAAGCACUCCAAUGAUAUUCAUUUCUCUAAUUUGACAGUCAAUGGCUGUGGAAUGUAUCACAACAGCACUAGCAGUCCUAGUGGAAAGUUUCUGCUGUUUCAAGCUGCUAUGUAUAUUCUUUUUUGUUCAAAUGUUUACUUUGAUAGUGUAAUAGUUAGUAACAGCACUGGUGUUGGUGUAGUAUUCUACAGCACUGUUGGAACUAACAUCAUUAAGCACUCAAGCUUCACUUAUAAUGCACCGUCUGGUACUGAAUAUGGUGGAGGUGGUAUAUCUGUAGAAUUUGUCUACUGCAUACCAGGAGACACACAGUGUACUAACAUCAGUGGCUCUGCAAUCCCUCUUAACUACACAGAUGGUAGUAUCACUGAUGCAUCAUACGAGUUCAGUGAUUGUCAGUUCACUCAUAAUAUCGGAAACGUCACUAGUAAUCUCUUCAUAUCACCUUCAGCUAAUGACAAUAUAGCUUUAGGUCGUGGAGGAGGACUGUCCGUUGUGUUUAAAGGAAACAUAACAAAUGUUCCUGUAUACAUCAACAAUUGUUUAUUCAAUAACAAUACUGCAGUUUGGGGAGGUGGAUUGUUGAUUGAAUUUCAAGACCGUUCCACUAAUAAUGCUAUAGUUGUUAAUAACUCUGUGUUUUAUUCUAACCAAUGCCCGUUUGUAUCAUGCACAUAUAAAGGGACUGGUGGAGGUGGGACUAGAGUCCUCUUUGCUGGAAUUGGUCACAACAUUCAUAAUAAUUCCGUCCUAUUCACAAACUCAACCUUCUCGUACAACAGAGCUUAUUUUGGAGGUGGCUCAUCAUUUUUGACAUUUAGAGAGAACUCCAGCUACCAAAUGAAUAGAAUGCAUUUUGAUAAUUGUACUUGGCAUCGAAAUGUUGCACGGCUUGGCUCGGCUGUUGAUUUAUCAAUUUGGCAUUUGGAGUCAAGUGACGGUGGGUUAGUGAUAAUGCAGCCAGUGUUUACCAAUUGUGUAUUUCAAUUCAAUUCAGUUUAUUAUACUAACUACACAAGUACGCCUGCUGGAAUAGGAACAUUGUAUACUGACUCUGUUCCGAUUCAGUUUCAAAACAACACACAAUUUUUCAGUAAUUUUGGCUCAGCUGUAACCAGCCUUGAUGCAGCUGUUGAGUUUCAGAGCGACUCUGUUUCACAUUUCAUAAAGAACUCAGCUCAGGCUGGAGGGGGAAUGACUCUCUUUAAUAAAGCAUUUCUCAUGCUAAAUGCUAAUACUUCAAUCAAUUUUACCCACAACAAAGCUUUUCUUAAUGGUGGUGGAUUGUACUGGGAAAACAUUGGUGACCACCAAUUGAUAUCAUCUCGUAACUGCUUUAUUCGUUAUUUUGAUUCUGAUAUUGACCCUACACAGUGGCAAAUAAGGAUCCUUUUUGAUGGCAAUCAUGCUAACCUAUCUGGCCAUGCCAUAUAUGCUACUACAAUAUUAGGAUGCUUAUGGGGGGACCAAUCUCAUGGCGAAUUAGUUAAUCCAAAAACAGAUUAUUACAAAGUUUUUUGUUGGAGUCAAAGUGCAUGGAACUAUGGGCCUAAUACCACUUGUAAUGACACUGAUGUCAUUGCUACUUCCCCAGCAUAUUUUGCUGACAAUGAGGGCCAUCCACAGUGUAAGGAUUCAUACAGCAUUAAUGUCAUUCCAGGUAAGGAAAGUGUUCUUCCUGUAGUGAUGCUUGAUGACAGAUUGAAACCUGUUCCAAGCAAGUCUCUGGUUUUCUCUCUCUAUAGGAACAGCACUUACGAUACAGUGACAGAAUAUAUCACAUACAGGAAUGUGUCUUAUUAUGGUGAUCCAUAUGAAGACAAUCAAGCAAAACUUUUCUUGAAGACUAUUCACCCUCGAGUCAUCUCUACAAAAAUUGAUUUAACGUUUGAAAAGUGUCCUCCUGGUUUUGUCAUUAGAGGUAACAUUUGUGAAGGAGGGGAAUUCCCAAAUAUUAGACUUCACACAAACUUUACUGCAUCCAUUGAGUUUGGUUACUGGAUUGGUCCAACUAGUGAGUCUUCUAAUAACUUGAAGGUUGGACAAUGCUUGUAUUGUCCACAGAAUAAUAAACUGAGUCGAAGUAGCUUUGUAACUUUGCCCGAAUCAUCUGAUGAUCUCAAUGAGUUUUUCUGUGGGGAUUUAAACAGAGAAGGAGUCACGUGUGCUCAUUGUAAAGCAAACUACAGUGUUGCUGUCAAUUCGAAGCAGUUCAAAUGCAUUCCUUGUUCAUCUGACUCUAUUUUCUAUUCUUGGGCAUUCUAUUUGUUAGCUGAGUAUCUUCCUUUAACUAUAAUGCUCAUCAUCGUUAUUGUCUUUAACAUUUCGGUGACAUCUGGACCUGCAAAUGCAUUUAUAUUUUUUGCACAAAUUAUUUCAACUACAUUUGGGAUUGAUGCUAAUGGAAUCAUUGAUUAUCCAUCUAUAACCCCUGCAGCUUCAGUCCUCAAGCAGAUAUACAUAUCACUGUAUGCAUUUUGGAAUCUUAGCUUUUUUAGUGCAAUUGAAUUGGAUGGAUGGCUAUUUUGUUUGGGACCUAAUGUGAACAGUCUUCAUGUAAUGGCCCUCAAGUUUGUGUCAGCUUUUUAUCCACUUAUAGUGAUUGGUCUUGUAGUCCUUGUUUUGCAUCUUUAUCAUAAUGACUAUCGAUUUAUUGUGUGCAUCAUUCGACCUCUGCAUAGAGCUACAGCAAGGUGUCUUAGUUGGCUAAAUCUUCAAAGAUCUCUAAUGGAUGCUUUUGCUACAUUUCUUAUUCUUUCUUAUGUAAAAUUUGCUGUCACUUCGUGUCAAUUGUUAUUUCCUAACACAUUGGUUGAUGACACGGGACAUACAGAGUUCGUUUCCCUUUUUAAUGGUGAUUUCCAAUUCUUCUCCCUCAAUUAUGCACCUUAUAUGCUGACAUCUUUAUUCAUCCUAUUUCUUUGCACAUUUUUUCCAACUAUCCUGUUCCUUUAUUCUAUCAAGCCUUUUUACACGUGCUUGGAGAGACUAAAUUGGAAACCAUUAAAGCCUGGAGCUAAAACACAGCUUUUCCUGGAUUCUUUUCACCAGUGCUUCAAAGAUGGCAGCAAUGGUGAACAUGAUCGGCGCUACUAUGCAGCUCUUUAUUUCUUUUUUAAGCUGGCUCUCAUUACUACUUUUGCAUUUGGUCUAAGCUGGACAAUACAAUAUGUCUUACAGCAGUUUAUUAUUACUAUUGCUCUCUUGUUAUUGGGUUUACUUCAGCCAUACAAGAAAUUUUGGUAUAACGUCCUGGAUUUGGUCAUGUUUAGCCUCUUGUCUUGCAUCAAUGUAAUCAUACUCUACAAUUAUUACCUUGAGAGUAUUAAUAGUCCACUUUCUAACACAUUUUGUUGUGUUCUCAUUUAUAAACCAGAAAUUUAAUGCAAGUGACAACAGCGAUCUGGAAGAUUUUAGUUUUAGUACUUUCAUGGCCAAUGUUGAUCAAGAGAAUUGAUUUGAGCAAAUUAAUUACUAUGGCUCACUAGUACCAGAUGAAUAUACACUGGUAAAAGGGCAAACAGGGGAUGAACCAAGUCACAAUACACUAGAUGUAUACAGGAACAGAAACACCACAGUCACUAGUAGCUUCAGUGAAGUUCAGCCACUGGUGCAAGCAGAAAAUGAAGAAAAUUGAGAAUGCACUAUCAUGUGUGUGUGUGUGUGUGUUUGUUUAAAUUUUUAAUUGUUAAAAUAAUUUUAUUGUGUUACUGCUGAGUGCUUUAAUGUAAUUUAUUCAUUAUUCAUGAA